AUGGAAGAGAUCAACUGUGAGCUUUCUACUGGAGAACUGUGUACGGGGCAUCCUGGGAAGGAGAUUGGCCAUUCUGGGAAGACGACAUCCCGUACAGAACACCCUGGGAAGGAGAGGAAAUCUGCUCUGAACCAACAUCUAGCCAAACACACCGGUGAGAAACCCUACAUGUGCGGGGAGUGUGGGUACAGGACAGCUUAUAAGUAUGACUUAUCCAAACAUAUGAGAAUUCAUACAGGAGAGAAACCCUACAAGUGUGACCAGUGUGACUAUUCUGCUGCACUGAAAUCUACUUUGGCUCAACACCAAGUAACACACACUGGUCAAAAACCCUGCAUCUGCGAGAACUGUGGUUACAGGGCGGCUAAAAAGUGUGACUUAUCCAGACAUAUGAGAACCCACACAGGAGAGAAACCUUACAGGUGUGACCAGUGUGACUAUUCUGCUGCAAAAAAAUUCGAUUUGGACAAGCACGUAAGAAAACACACCGGUGAGAAACCCUACAUGUGUGGGGAGUGCGGGUACAGGGCGGCUCAAAGGUCUUCCUUAUCCCGACACAUGAGAACCCACACAGGGCAAAAACCUUACAAGUGUGACCAGUGUGACUAUUCUGCUGCAAACAAAUUCGAUUUGGACAAGCACGUAAGAAAACACACCGGUGAGAAACCUUACAUGUGUGGGGAGUGUGGGUACAGGGCGGCUCAAAGGUCUACCUUAUCCCGACACAUGAGAACACAUACAGGAGAAAAACCUUACAAAUGUGACCAGUGUGACUAUUCCACAACACAGAAACAACAUUUGAUCAACCAUCAAAGUAGACAUUCCAGUGAGUUUUUGCGAGCCGAAAUGGAAGAUUCCAGUCGUGAACAUUCUUCGGGAGAGCUGUGUGUUGGACAUCCUGGGAAGGAGAUGGACUAUCCUGAACAAUGUGAGAACAAGAGUGACCACACAGAACACCAUGGGAAGGAGAUCCAGACUAUGAUGAUCCCACGCCAGAUUAUGGGAAGGCCUCUGAUCAAAAACACCGGUGAGAAACCUUACAGGUGUGAGCAGUGUGGAUAUAGGGUAGCUGAUGAGUCUGCCUUAUCCCAACAUGUGAAAGUUCAUGAAAAACCUUACAAGUGUGACCAGUGCGACUAUGCUGCUUCACAACACCUCGCAAAACACACCGGUGCGAAACCCUACAUGUGUGAGGCAUGUGGGUUCUGGACAGCUAAAAAGUCAUAUUUAUCCGUUCAUAUGAAAACCCACACAGGGGGGAAAUCUUACAAGUGUGAUCACUGUGACUAUUCGGCAGCACGGAAACAGCAUUUAGACCAACAUUUAGCAAGACACACAGGUGAGAAACCCUAUGCAUGUGAGGAGUGCGAAUACAGGACGGAUCUAAAGACUAACUUAUCCCGACAUAUUAUGAGAACGCACACAGGACAAAAACCUUAUAAAUGUGACCAGUGUGACUAUUCUGCUGCACUGAAGUGUGAUCUGGACUACCAUGUAGCAAACCACACCGGUGAGAAACCCUACAUGUGUGGGGAGUGUGACUACAGGACAAAUCGAAGGCCUUGUUUAACCCGGCACAUGAGAACCCACACAGGUGAAAAACCCUACAAGUGUGACCAGUGCGACUAUGCUGCAGCACAGAAAGGAACACUAGACAAACAUCGUAAACAACACACUUCAAGGAAACCCUGAAUGUGUGAGAAGCGUUGAGUACAGAACAGCUCAAGUGGCAAACUGAUCUGAACUGGAAAACCCCAAAAUUAUCAAGGAGGCCAUUCUGCAGUAUGAAAAUUCAUCAGAUAAAAAUGGUAAUCAUACCAUGUUCAAGAAACUUACUAGUAGGUUUUUAUCUUUGUAAUCUUCUCUAUGGUAACAUUGGACAACAGGAAAAAUACAUUGUAUCCAAGUAUCUAGUAUGUGAGUGUUGAUAUCCCUAGUGAUGCCUGUUAUGGUUACAUGUUGCGGUAUUUAGAAAUGUUAGCAAUUAGGUUUUCAGAAGACGCCUAAAAUCGGUCCAAGAUGUGCUCAAGCACGAUGAGUGUAACCUGACUCAGAAUGUUGUUCAUGAUUUAUGUUUAUGUUUGAAAUGUUACAGUCUAGAGUAAUGUUAGAUAUUCAGAGUGAAUGAUACACUAGUGGAGAUACCCAUAGUUUGCACAAGAAAGCGGUGGGCUUUUGGACGGAUUGGGGGAGGGCAUACAUACAUACAUACAUACAUGUUCCGCUUCCAGUGCUAUCUAUCAAUCAUCAUUACAGUUAGGUCCUUAUCACAUAGUACAGUCUCUGAUUCAAUAAAGUUCUUUAGCAUAAGGUGUGGACGGCCUCUUCUCCUGUUUGCUUCUGGGGACCAAAAUAGCAGUUUAC
Molecule: messenger RNA, 2364 nt
Organism: Branchiostoma floridae (Florida lancelet)
Lineage: Eukaryota; Metazoa; Chordata; Leptocardii; Amphioxiformes; Branchiostomatidae
Product: zinc finger protein 845-like
Exons: 6
Coding region: 1-1692 (563 amino acids)
Biological process (GO): regulation of transcription by RNA polymerase II
Cellular component (GO): nucleus
Molecular function (GO): RNA polymerase II transcription regulatory region sequence-specific DNA binding; DNA-binding transcription factor activity, RNA polymerase II-specific
Source: RefSeq, a predicted model, not a curated record